ACUCAGUGAGUUUUCAGAGUGGUGGAAAACUAUUGAUGGCGGUAGUGCUGAAGAUGAGACUUAAAAGCUGGAUUUUCUUCAUACUUAUGAUGAGUUCAGGCAAAAUCUUUGCAGAAGAUGAACCUUGCAGUUUGCCACACAUAGAAAAUGGAAAGAUUGCCCAGUACUACUAUAAUUUCAAAAGUUACUAUUUCCCUAUGCGCAAGGGAAAAAAGCUUUCCUAUUCUUGUGUGGCUGGUUAUACAACUGAAACUGGGAGUCAAGAUGGAAGAGUGACUUGUACAGUAAAAGGAUGGUCUCCAAUGCCACAGUGCUACAAAAAGUGUAACAAGCCUCUUUUGGAAAAUGGCCUUUUUUAUGGUACGGAAGUGUACUUCAAGCUACAGGAGAAACUGAAAUACAAAUGUAAUUCAGGCUACUACACUCCAAGCGGUGGAACUGAAGGAACGGUGCAGUGCCAUCCUGCAGGAUGGUCCUCCCAGCCGAGCUGCACUAAAAAAAGUGAGUCCUGUCAAGUACCCGCUUUACAUCACGGCUCCUACCUCACAACGCAGCGAGUGCUGCAGGUGAACGAGACGCUGCGGUACAAAUGCGCCGAGGGCUAUCGAACCGCCGGGGGACAGGCGGCCGAGGAAGCGGUGUGUCUAGCGCUGGGCUGGUCCCUCACGCCAAACUGCACGAAAACGAGUUACUGCUCUUUGAGUGCAAUAGAACACGGAGGUUUCUAUCCUGUGAAGAAAAUCUAUGACGAGGGAGAUGUAGUUCACUUUUUCUGUGAGAAAAAUUAUUCUCUUAGUGAAUCUGACCUAAUUCAAUGUUAUCAUUUUGGAUGGUAUCCAGAACCACCAAUAUGUGAAGACCUGAGAAGUAAAUGCCCUCUUCCACCUCUUCCUCCUCACACCCACAUCAGCACAGCCUUAAGAACAUACCGUAAUGGAGACAAAGUUCGAAUACAGUGUCAGAGUAACUUGGAAAUGCGAGGCCCAGAGCAAAUCCAGUGCGAAAGGGGAAAAUGGACAUCGCCCCCUGUUUGUAUUGGAGCUAUGGAUAGAUGGGAAUCUGAGCCACCACCAUCGCUUGAGGCAGAUACAGCAAGAACAAACAAAACAUAUCACAGUGAAGAUAUAAAAAUGCAGCAGGAGUGUGCCUCUCCACCUGUGAUUAGAAAUGGUAUCCUUCUUGGCCCAUUACUGAUGAGUUACCAAAACGGCUCCUCAGUGGAAUACAGUUGCCAGCGCUACCAUGUUCUGGAUGGACCUAGUACUGUUUACUGUGAACGAGGAAACUGGACCCCACAACCAACUUGCUUAGAACCAUGCACUCUUAAUCCAACCAAGAUGAACAGUAACAACAUAGAGCUAAAAUGGAGACAGGAAGGAUUAAUUUUCCUACAUGGUGAUCUCAUAGAGUUUGAAUGUAAACCAGGAUACAAUUUUCCCGAAACUACCAUAGCAUCUCCUGGAAGGACACAGUGUAACCGUGGAGGAGUGAAAUAUCCAAAAUGCAUUGCGGAAGCUCCUAUGGAAAAAUGUGGCUCUCCACCUUUUGUAGAGAAUGGUGCUCUUACUCUCCCAGCCCUGGCUGAGUACGACAGUGGUUCUUCCGUUCAGUAUAACUGCUCUGACUAUCACACCUUGCAAGGAUCUGACAGGAUCUACUGUUCUAAGGGACAGUGGAGUUCACCACCAGUUUGUAUAGAACCAUGCACUUUGUCAAAAAAUGAAAUGGAGAAAAAUAAUGUGAUGCUGGAAAGUUUUUAUGCAAAUCAAAUUUACUUUUACCAUGGGGAUUUUGUUGGAUUUUACUGUAAACAGAACCAUUUUGGAGCAGAAUCUGGUACAACUUUAUUUCAAGUGCAGUGUAAGAGAGGACGGCUGAUCUAUCCAAGGUGUAUAGAAAGAGGAAAAUAAGUCCAUAUUAAUGGCAAAG
Molecule: messenger RNA, 1929 nt
Organism: Tinamus guttatus (white-throated tinamou)
Lineage: Eukaryota; Metazoa; Chordata; Aves; Tinamiformes; Tinamidae
Source: RefSeq, a predicted model, not a curated record